UAUUAAGUUAAGAACCAUUUUAUAAAAAUAUGUAGGUUAGUAUAUCAUGUUUAGGUUAUACUGUUAAAAGUUUUGUUAGCUUAAGAAUCAAGUUAAAUAGCAUCUUUAAAAUGAAAAAAGAAGAUAUUAAACAGUAUUUUUUAACAAUUCUCCAAAAAGAGAAAGAUGUAUCUGCUGGAAUUGCUGCUAUCAGAACUUUGAUGGAAAUUCUAAGAAAAUACAGCUACAAAACUAUCCAAGGACUAGAUGAGAAUUUGAAAAUGGGUGUCGAAGCCAUGCAAGAGACAAACUGUCCUGUAGCUGCGAUUAAUUCAGGAUGUGAGCUGUUUCGUAGGUUUAUUACCUUUACAAAACUAGACACAGAGACAUUUGACGAAUGCAAGGAGAUUAUGUUGAACAGAGGUCAUCUUUUCAUAAAGAAUCUUAAUGAAGCCAAAGGAAAAAUUGCUAAAAGAGCGUCACAGUUUAUUGUGGAUGGUUCUAAAGUCUUAACUCAUUCAAGAUCUCGAGUGGUAUUGCAGACACUAAAAGAAGCUGCUAAACAAAAUAAACAAUUUGAAGUAUUUGUCACAAAAUCUGCACCAGAUAACAGUGGUGAAAAGAUGUGUAAAGACUUGAAGGCUGCUAAUAUACCUCACACUUUAAUAUUGGACUCAGCAGUUGGUUACAUAAUGGAACAGGUUGAUUUUGUAAUUGUAGGGGCUGAAGCUGUUGUAGAAAGUGGAGGAGUGAUAAAUAAAAUUGGAACCUAUACUAUGGCUCUCUGUGCAAAAGAAAUGAACAGACCGUUUUAUGUCCUUACUGAAAGCUUUAAGUUUUCCCGUUUGUUUCCAUUAAAUCAAGCAGAUCUUCCAGAUACUUAUAAAUAUACGCCUGAUAUGAGGAAACAAGAUAUAAGUAAACUAAACCCCCUUGUGGAUUACACUCCCCCUGCAUUAAUUACCCUUCUCUUUACUGAUUUGGGUAUUCUUACCCCGUCUGCUGUUAGUGACGAACUAAUUAAAUUAUAUCUGUAAUAAUUUUUGUGUAUUUGUUUGUUUAAUAAAAUGAUUUUUUUCUUCAAGCACGA
This is a messenger RNA of Agrilus planipennis (emerald ash borer), 1069 nucleotides long. RefSeq names its product translation initiation factor eIF-2B subunit alpha (gene eIF2Balpha). Gene Ontology annotation, biological process: translational initiation. Gene Ontology annotation, molecular function: translation initiation factor activity; guanyl-nucleotide exchange factor activity. The coding region runs from base 111 to 1016 and encodes 301 amino acids. Gene Ontology annotation, cellular component: eukaryotic translation initiation factor 2B complex. Lineage: Eukaryota; Metazoa; Arthropoda; Insecta; Coleoptera; Buprestidae. The record is from RefSeq and is a predicted model, not a curated record. The transcript is spliced from 8 exons.